Molecule: messenger RNA, 2962 nt
Organism: Erythranthe guttata (spotted monkey flower)
Lineage: Eukaryota; Viridiplantae; Streptophyta; Magnoliopsida; Lamiales; Phrymaceae
Product: ABC transporter G family member 6
Biological process (GO): transmembrane transport
Cellular component (GO): membrane
Molecular function (GO): ATP hydrolysis activity; ABC-type transporter activity; ATP binding
Source: RefSeq, a predicted model, not a curated record
AAGCGGGUCGGCAGGCACAUUACAUAUUUGCCCUGUUAGGCAAAACACAAAUUCCAGUAUGAGUAGAGUUCUUUGUUCCCAUUACUUCUCUCACCUACUUUUACUUAAUUACUUAUGUAUACCCAACCCAGCUGUAUUUUUAUUUAUCUCCCUCUCCACAUUAAAUACCUUUACCAUUUUUUUCUCUCUUUUAAUUAAUUAUUAUUAUUAUUAUUCAAACACCAUCAUCCCUUCGUCUUCCUCUUUUUCUCUUUUUUCACACACUCCCAACUGUUCAAUCCUAUAAUUGUAUGAAUUAAAUUAAAUACAAAUAAAUAGAAGAAGAAGCUUUGUCUGAAUUCAUAAUCUUCACCGGCCACCAAAUAUCCAUGGCGAGAGUUGUGGCACUAGAAACAUCUUCGCCGUCUCCUCCUCCGCCGCCGCCCGCCGGAUAUGUCACGGUUGACAUACCACGCGCCGCCGCAUGCGAGUCUCCGACGCUGGCGGAACUUCUCAAAUCCGUUAGUGACCUGUCACGGAAUGGAGCCCCCGGAGACGAAGACGACGCGCCAGUUACGCUCGACAUCAGCAGCGGCGGCGGCGAGAAUCCUCCGCCGUCGGUUCCUUUCGUUCUGGCCUUCACCAAUCUAACCUACAGAGUGAAAGUCCGCCGCAAACUCGCCCUCCCGGGGUUCCUCCGCCGCCGCGGCUCCGCUCCAGAUCCGGUUUUCGGGGAAACCCUUUCCCCGGCGCAUACGAAAACGAUCCUGGACGAGGUCUCCGGCGAGGCCCGCGACGGCGAAAUAAUGGCGGUGAUGGGCGCGUCGGGUUCGGGGAAGUCGACCCUGAUCGACGCGCUGGCCAACCGCAUGGCGAAAGGAAGCUUGAAAGGCAACGCCACACUGAACGGAGAGCCAAUAGAAACAAGACUGAUGAAGGUGAUAUCAGCUUACGUCAUGCAGGAUGACCUCCUCUUCCCCAUGCUCACCGUCGAAGAAACCCUCAUGUUCUCCGCGGAGUUCCGGCUGCCCAGAGCCCUCUCCAAAUCCAAGAAGAAACUCCGAGUUCAAGCCCUUAUCGACCAGCUGGGGUUGCGCAACGCCGCCAAGACAGUCAUCGGAGAUGAGGGCCACCGCGGCGUCUCCGGCGGAGAGAGGCGGCGCGUCUCCAUCGGUACUGACAUCAUCCACGACCCGAUUCUGUUGUUCCUCGACGAACCCACCUCGGGAUUGGAUUCCACCAGCGCUUUCAUGGUGGUGAAGGUACUGCAGAGAAUUGCACGGAGCGGGAGUGUAGUGAUUAUGUCUAUACACCAGCCCAGCUAUAGAAUCCUUGGAUUGUUGGAUCAAAUGAUUUUUCUUUCACGUGGGAAAACUGUCUACAGUGGCCCUCCCUCCAAUUUGCCUGUUUUUUUCUCAGAUUUCGGACACCCAAUUCCCGAUACCGACAACCGGACCGAGUUCGCAUUGGAUCUGAUUCGCCAACUCGAGGGUUCACCAGGUGGAAUCAAAAGCAUGGCCGAGUUCAACAAAUCAUGGCAGUCAUUAAAGAAAGGCAAUUUAUCAAACACCUUAUGUGCAUCAGAAACCAAUACCAGUACCACCACCAAUCUGUCACUAAAAGAAGCCAUAAGCGCCAGCAUUUCAAGAGGAAAGCUAGUCUCCGGCACCACCGCCACCAAGAACAACAGCAGCCCCACCGCCAUGGUUCCCUCGUACGCAAACCCGCCGUGGGUCGAACUAGCGGUGCUGUCGAGACGGUCAUUCACGAAUUCAUGGAGGAUGCCGGAGCUUUUCGGCGUCCGCGUGGCGGCGGUGAUGGUGACAGGAUUCAUCCUAGCCACAAUAUUCUGGCGGCUCGACGACUCCCCGAAAGGGAUCCAAGAAAGGCUCGGCUUCUUCGCCUUCGCCAUGUCGACCACCUUCUACACCUGCGCCGACGCAUUGCCGGUGUUCCUCCAAGAAAGGUACAUUUUCAUGAGAGAAACGGCCUACAACGCUUACAGAAGGUCCUCCUAUCUCUUAGCCCACGCGCUGACUUCCCUCCCGACGCUCCUCCUCCUGUCGCUGGCGUUCGCCGCCGCCACCUUCUGGGCUGUGGGACUCGACGGAAGCUUCCUCUUCUACUUUCUAAUCAUAUUCGCUUCCUUCUGGGCCGGAAGCUCGUUCGUCACGUUCCUCUCGGGCGUGGUGCCGCACGUGAUGCUAGGGUACAUAAUAGUGGUGGCGAUUAUAGCGUACUUUCUAUUAUUCAGUGGCUUCUUCAUAAACCGGGAUAGGAUCCCGGCGUACUGGAUCUGGUUCCACUACAUAUCCUUAGUGAAGUACCCGUACGAGGCGGUGCUUCAGAACGAGUUCGAGAAUGGGGCAAAGUGCUUCGUGCGCGGGGUGCAGAUAUUCGACGGGACGCCGCUGGCGGCCGUGCCGGAGGCGAUGAAGGUGAAUCUUCUGGCGAGCAUGAGCGGCACUCUAGGGGUGGAUAUAACGAGCUCGAGCUGCGUUACAACGGGGGCGGAUAUACUGCGGCAGCAAGGGGUGACGGAUCUGAGCAAGUGGAAUUGUCUGUGGGUUACGGUGGCGUGGGGCUUCUUCUUUCGGUUCCUCUUCUACUUGGCGGUGGUGAUCGGAAGCAAAAACAAGAGAAGAUGAUUUUGAUUGAUCGCCCCCCGCGGCCAAAGUUUCUAGUGACAUAUGAAUUAAUGAUGAAAUUGAUGAUGAGAGAGGGAUUUUGGCGGGAAAUUUAAACAGACAGGCAAAAUCCUCUUUUGUUUGGUGUUUUAUUUUUAUUAUUAUUAUUAUUAUUUUUUUAUUUGAGUAAGAAUUAUAAUUUUAUCAAGUGGUGAUUUUUUUUCUGUUAUUGUAUUUGUUUUACAUAAUUACUGUGAAUGUGAGGACUCUUGAUGAUAAGUAUCGAGAUAAUUAAGAGAUAUGAUCUUGAUAGAUAUAUUUGGAUUGAAUGGCAUUCGACUUUCACUCGUUUGAUA